Messenger RNA from Glycine soja, 1359 nucleotides. RefSeq lists its product as uncharacterized. The transcript has a single exon. Lineage: Eukaryota; Viridiplantae; Streptophyta; Magnoliopsida; Fabales; Fabaceae. Bases 1 to 1359 code for a protein of 452 amino acids. The record is from RefSeq and is a predicted model, not a curated record.
AUGACAGGAAAGGGAGUUAGAGUUUGUCAAAAGGUAACAGUUGCCAAACUUAUAGAUUUGAAGAAGAUAGACAAUGAGGCUACAUUGAGGGUGGAGAGGUCAAAAACAAAAUCUGUGUCAUUGCCUCCGGUUUCUACUCAACACCAAAUGGAUACAAACACUCUUGGUGUUGAUCCAAAAAAGAGAAAGACAUCAUCUGUAGAAAAUGCCUUUAAUUUGCAAGCUAGAGAGACACUUGAUCAUGAAAUUGCUAGGAUGUUUUACUCUUCGGGGCUGCCUUUUCAUUUAGCAAGAAAUCCUCAUUAUAGGAAGGCAUUUGCCUAUGCUGCCAACAAUCAGAUCAGUGGUUACCAGCCUCCAGGUUAUAAUAAAUUAAGGACAACAUUACUUCAAAACGAGAGAAGACAUGUGGAGAAUUUGUUACAACCAAUUAAAAAUGCAUGGAGCCAGAAGGGUGUGAGCAUUGUUAGUGAUGGAUGGAGUGACCCGCAAAGAAGAUCUCUUAUUAAUUUCAUGGUUGUCACGGAGAGUGGACCUAUGUUUUUAAAGGUCAUUGAUUGUUCAAAUGAGAUCAAAGACAAGGAUUUCAUUGCCAAACAUAUGAGGGAGGUAAUUAUGGAGGUUGGACACUCAAAUGUUGUGCAAAUUGUGACGGAUAAUGCAGCCGUUUGUAAAGCAACAGGUUUAAUAAUUGAGGCUGAGUUUCCUUCCAUUUAUUGGACUCCAUGUGUUGUCCAUACAUUAAAUCUUGCUUUGAAGAACAUAUGUGCAGCCAAGAAUACAGAAAAAAAUAAUGUUGCUUAUGAAGAAUGUUCUUGGAUCACCCAAAUUGCGGAUGAUGCAAUGUUUGUGAAAAACUUUGUCAUGAGUCACUCUAUGAGACUAUCAAUUUUCAAUUCAUUCAAUUCAUUGAAAUUGUUAUCCAUUGCUCCAACAAGAUUUGCCUCCACUAUUGUAAUGCUCAAGAGAUUCAAGCAAUUGAAGAAAGGACUCCAAGAGAUGGUCAUUAGUGACCAAUGGUCUUCUUAUAAGGAAGAUGAUGUUGCAAAGGCUAAAUUUGUGAAAGAUACUUUGUUAGAUGAUAAAUGGUGGGAUAAGGUUGAUUAUAUUCUUUCUUUCACUAGCCCUAUCUAUGAUGUUCUUAGAAGAACGGAUACAGAAGCUUCAUCUCUCCAACUAGUAUAUGAGAUGUGGGAUUCAAUGAUUGAAAAGGUGAAGAAUGCCAUAUAUCAAUAUGAGAGAAAGGAGGAGAGUGAAGGAUCGACCUUUUAUGAGGUAGUGCACUCCAUAUUAAUUGACCGUUGGACUAAGAGUAGCACUCCUCUCCAUUGUUUAGCUCAUUCUUUAAAUCCUAGCUAA